This is a messenger RNA of Lethenteron reissneri (Far Eastern brook lamprey), 2418 nucleotides long. Its product is annotated as CD166 antigen homolog. NCBI's taxonomy places the organism in Eukaryota, Metazoa, Chordata, Hyperoartia, Petromyzontiformes, Petromyzontidae. Gene Ontology annotation, cellular component: plasma membrane. Gene Ontology annotation, biological process: regulation of bone resorption; regulation of actin cytoskeleton organization; regulation of osteoclast development. The record is from RefSeq and is a predicted model, not a curated record.
CGAUACUAUUCACCGUUGGGUUCGAGACGGUGUUUGGCUAUAUAUGAGAAGCAAGCUUUGAGACUCUUUCCUAUUGAAAAAAUGAUUAUUAUUCAACUUUUGUUCACAAUCACUUUUAUGCUGACCCUUUUCGGUCUGGCUGCCUCUGAGUUCGACUGUCAAAAAAUUGAUAGUUGGUCCAUUUGCGUUCCGAAGUCAGUCACUGGACUCAAGACUAAGGAGGCCACUCUGUUGUGUAACUUCACCUACCCGCCAAACAAAAGGAACUUUGAUAAAAAGAUUCAAGUGAUCUGGAAGCAAACAAAUGUGUUUGAGAGAAAAUGCCUCAUAUUACAUCUUUAACAGAACUACAAAUACGACGCGCGCCGACUUCAGCGGCCGCGUCUCACUUGUUGGAGACCCUGAAAACAGCAGCACCGCUUCCAUCCAAAUCCGGGACCUGAAAUACUCAGAUAGCGACAAUUAUUACUGUCGGUUUGAAAUUGAAGAUGGGUACGAAACACAUCAGGCGAUCCAUCUUGAAGUGCACUCCAUCCCUCAAGUUUGGAAUUUGACAAAAGUGGACGUCACCGAUCCUGUAAACUCGUCCAUCUUCUGGUGCACCGUGGAGGGAAAACCAAAACCGAACAUUACGUGGAACGUGCCGCCUGAAGUUGCACGCCCAUUAAACGCCGAGGUGGCGGAUGAUGCAGGUUCUGGACCGAAUCGUUACAGCAGCACGCUGAGAAUUUGUGGGGAGCUGCCCCCCGGAGGCUACACCUGCCGAGCGAUCAACCAGCAUGGGGAAGACAGCACAUCUCACAACGUGGAGCCAGCUCCGACAAAUGCGAGCGCAAUUUUCAUCGGAGCAAGCGCAGCGAUCGUCUUUCUGUGCGCACUCUCCGCACUCAUCACGUUCUGGCGCUGGCGAAUACAAAGGAAGAGCAACCGGGAAGUGAAUCAGGAGCUGACGAAAGAACACAUAUACGAAAACACGAGUGCUGACAAGUCUGGUGCAGGGCAAUGUGAGAGCUCAAGUCCAAAUGUGGACGAUGGCGAAGUGACAUAUGCCGCGGUGAUCGUGGGCGCAGACGCGCGCAGAGAAGCUCCAACCAGCCAGGAUCACGACGUCGUCUACGCCUCCAUUGUGGCGUAGCAGCAGCGCUCAUCUUCUGAGCCAAUGCAGUCUUUAGAUAAGAGCGUGCGGUUCAUUUAAGCUAAUAUUGCGCUUGGUAUCUCUUUUAUCUUUAUACGAUUAAUGACUAUAUCAUCACCAUCAGCUACGAUCAAUCGACCGCUGGAUGAGAUCCUCCUUUCACGGUGUUGUAAUGUAACGAUCCACACGAGCAGAUUUCAUUGAUGGGCUUUGCUGAAGCCAACAAACUGUGGACUCAUUUCAAAAUACUCAAUAUCUUGGCGCUCACCAGCAGUCGACCACGCUAAACUAACACUACUGUUUUUUUUCUAAACCAGACGUUAUUAAAGGGCACCUCGAGUGUAGUUGGCCCACCCUCGAUGUCUUACAACAUGUGCUGUGGGAGCCCCCUACUGGAACAGCUGUCCCGUUGGCUUUCGUAUCGCUGUAUCGUACUCAUACUUAAUUAUACAUAUUAUUAACAUUGCUCAUUUAUGCCUUUAACACAAUUAUACGUUGCUUCUCUUCGAUGUUUAUACGAAUUACUCUGUUCAUUAAUCACACACCAGAUAUUGAUAAUUUUAAUUGUUACAAGAUUCAAGAUGUGCGCUUGGACACCUCCCAGCCGGCCAGUGAGUUCUAAGGGGGUUCAGACCCACGUGUUUGAUAGGCUUGUGGCAUUGUUACUCACUGGUUGGUAUGUGUGGGUUCAUUCUGACGGCUGGAGUAUGAACACGUUUUAGUAACUGUGUAAAUGGUUUCUAGUUGCUACUCAGCAGGGGAUGUCAGUAACGGCGAGCCAUCGCUGAUGACAGCGGCUCGCCGAGUAAGCCACGCCGCGUAAAAUCUUCACGGCCGGGUAUUGAAAAAUUGUCCUCAAUGACUACUUUGGCUUCAACUGGAUCACAUCAUGCAGCCUGGAGUAGAAUUGCUCCUCGACUUCAACAGGGUCGGUCAUUGUUGGUACGAAAGGCACCGAAGCCGUGACUCCCCCUUGAGAUGAUGAUGUUGACCCACGUAAUGUGCUCCUCACAAAGUCACGGCGAGUCGAAACUUCGGAAUAUUUUGGGUGGCAGGACCAAUCCUUGCUUUGCGCGACUCGUCUUGCACGUGACCUUUCCAAAAGAAAGUUGACCUUCGCACUUCCCUGGGUCAUUUGAACUUUUCGCUAAAAACACGUCUGAAUCAGUGCGGCGAUGUCGGUGUGGUAGCUUCUGAGCUCGCAAGCAACCGUAGCGGUCCGCCUGCCGAGACGGUCAGUUCUGAUUUAAGUGAUUCUCAAGAGGUGUACAGAUGUUCCAAUU